Molecule: messenger RNA, 4039 nt
Organism: Acanthopagrus latus (yellowfin seabream)
Lineage: Eukaryota; Metazoa; Chordata; Actinopteri; Spariformes; Sparidae
Gene: atp6v0e2
Product: ATPase H+ transporting V0 subunit e2
Exons: 4
Coding region: 119-364 (81 amino acids)
Biological process (GO): proton transmembrane transport
Cellular component (GO): proton-transporting V-type ATPase, V0 domain
Molecular function (GO): proton-transporting ATPase activity, rotational mechanism
Source: RefSeq, a predicted model, not a curated record
UUGGGCGGGACAUUGCGGAAGCGACGAGGAAGGCUCGGCGGCCAUUGAUGCGCUUUAUCUCCAGAGGACACAACGACAUUAAUUCGUCUGUUCCUGCCGUUUCCCGCGGACUGAAGCCAUGGUGUCCCACUCGCUCGCCCUGCCGAUGAUCUGCUUCACCACGUUAUGGGGGCUGGUGGGGGUCGUGGCGCCGUUUUUAGUGCCCAAAGGACCCAACCGGGGUGUGAUUGUCACCAGUCUCAUCCUCACAGCAGUCUGCUGUUACUUGUUUUGGUUGAUAGCCAUUCUGGCCCAGACCAACCCUCUGUUCGGCCCUCAGCUGAAGAAUGAAACUAUAUGGUACCUGCGCUACUUCUGGGAGUAAACGAGGUGUGUGUGCUGUGACACCUGUCAUCAUUCCUAUCCUGUGGUCGGCUGGACUUUAUUUCAACGUAACUCCUGACUGUCAAAACAUUCCCACGCACACAAACACACAAUCAGAAGAAUCGAUAAGACAACAAACUGUCAGUUUUUGGGGGGUUGAAUAUAUUAGGCGUAUGUACACUAGUGUUUGAUAAGCUACAUGAUGUUGGUUCUGACCCGGUACACACACACACAGUUUGAAGUUGCUGUUCCUGAUGACAGGUCUGUUAGGAGUAGAUAGAAUCCUCCAUCUCUGAAAUGUGCAAUCCUUAGAUAUUUUUAGUUCAUUGUGUGUUUGUUUACAUUUUUUGGGGUUUUGCUGCCAUCAGGGAACAUGAAUUUAUUUAAAGAAAAAAAAACAAAAAAAAGGCAUUUUUAUUUAUUUGGCCUGCGGGCGCUGAUGUAAGCAAACUGUAAUUACCUCAGUGUCCGCAGGGUCUUGUUAUAUAACUGUUAUAAUCUGUGAUGUAAUGGUGUGUGUGUGUGUGUGUGUGAGUGAGUCUGUAAGUGUGUGUGAAGAGUUCAUUACUGUGAGUGCUUGGACCGCGGCCAUGAGAAUCUCCCGAAAAACCGUAAAAAAAGUGAAGAGCGAUUCCCUCCCACUUCAGACCUCUUCAGCAUGAAACUCCCUCCCACAUCCUCCCCCCUCCUCCCCCACCUUCCCUGCUCUGCACCGCGGAGGUCCUCGUUGCCAUGGUGAUCUCAUCGCUCAAUUCAGUCCAUUUCCACUCGACCCCCUUUUUGAUGAAAUCCUGCCCAUUCUCGCCUGCUUGUGUACAGACGUACUGUAGGUCGCACUGUAGGGACACGUUGUAUUCGGUCAAGGCUGCUGAUGAUUUUCACUAUCUGAGCAUUUUAUUCGCCCCCAAAACUUCAUUUUCCAAUGUUUCCUCCUUAAAAUCAGCCUUUUUAACUAGAGUGACACCAAACUCCUCCAUUUAAACUUCAGCUAAUUAAUUCUUUCAGGGUUAGGGGCUCUUUGAGGCAGAGUGAUCCCUCCCGUCUAUGCAGUAGCAGAUGAAAAGAGGACAUUUAACACAAGAAAAUUACAUUUUCCAGACAUUUUUACUGGCUGUAAUCUGUUAGAAACCCUGGAAAGAGUCGUUUCAGUGAUGUCUAUCUCUGCCUAUUUAAUGAAAGGCAGAUCACAGUGCAGGAAACCCUGGUUUGAAGUUUGUUGUUUAUUUGGCUGAUUUACCGUAGAGAGAAAAAAAAAAGUUUCAGGAAAUGAUGAAUGUGUCGGCUUCAAAAAUCCCCAAAAUGGUGUAAAUGAAUCUUCCUAACCUGACGCUCCAGAUGGUUCGUUAACACAGAACCAUCUGGGAUGGAGCGGCUAGAAACUUUUUUGGAAAAGGGCAGACACUUUGAGAAAAAAAAUAAAACUUGGCAGGUGAUUGGACGAACCAUCUGUCUGUCACUUCAACCAAUCAGAGCUACAGUAGAGGAGCGUUACCACCAGUGGAACCAGUCGCAAAAGUUGAACUCAGUCGGGUGAAAGAGGAGCGAAACAUUCGUCCAUCAGGAAAAACCUUCAGCUGCGUUCUUUGCUCUUCUGUCAGAGAGAUGAACUCUGAUGUAACUGAUCGAUGGCACAGCUCAACCUAGCUUCCAGUUUACCCAGUGGCCGCUCACAGUAUUGCAGAUAAAAACUCCCCAGCAGCCAUAUUGUUUUUACCGCUGUGAAACAGUCAGCAGGACAAAUUGAACUGAUAAACGAGGUCAGUUAUGACUGCGCUUAUUAUGAAACGAGGCCUCAAAUGUGUAAAACUUUCCUGGAGCCAAGGAAAGUAUAAAUCUGUGACGCCAGCCAGAAGCAAAACCCAGGCGAGCAAUUCUCAUUGGCCAUCAGCAUCUACUUAUAUUACUGAAAUCGAUUGAUGUCAAAUCUAAUCAUCUAUCAUUCUGCUGUACUCUGAUUGGUUAAACGCCACAAGCACGUAGCUCGAAGCCUGACGAGAUGGUUGUGAAGACGCGUGUUGGCGAGGUCAAUCUGUACACAUGCAUUUGAGUAUGGAGUGAGAGAGCUACUGGAAAUAACAUCAGGUCAGUUAGAAGUCAGCAGGUCAAAGUUAUUUCCGUUGUCUGGUCCGCUGCAGCUGAUCGCCCACUGAUAGCCGACAAUAUACUGCCGUCUUCACGGUACGAGCCAGCUUGAAACAGCCUGUGGGCAGAGAGACAGUAUGGUUAUGUGAUACAGUGUUCAUGAUCAGAGGAAGUCGCCAACACCAACAAACAGUGUGGUUGUUCUUGGCUACGUACGUACAUCCGCAUACCAGCAUAUACUCAGUUCCUUCUCCAGCAGUUAGGCUUACGUAACCUCGGCAGAACGAUUGCCUAUUUUAUUAUUUUUAACGUGUAUUUUUAACCAUUUUCCGUGACUACGAUGCCGGUGUGUCUCACCUGCCUCUUCCUGAUGCUUUAAGAGUCUGAGCUGCCAGCCACCACCAUAACUAUGCCUUCCCCCUCUCCACUCCCCCAUCUCCAACCCCUCCCUCCUUCCCUCCCUCCUUCCUUCCUUCCUUAACGCCAUCCCUAACCCCCCUCCCCCAUCCUCUUCCUCUCUCUAAAACCACUUUGCUUCAGCCAAAAAGAAUCAAAAUCAAUAUACAGCUACUUUUUAGAAAGACCAAAUUGCGUUGUAUCUUUUCCUCCAGCCCUCUUCGGUAGUUGUGGUGGUGGCGUGUGCUGUGCAGGCAGUUACAGUUUGAUCACACCUGAGCUCACACACAAAAAAGGAAAAAAAAAAAAAAAAAAGAAAGUAUGGCUGUCCUCGCCAGAAUGCUGGUAUUUAGUUUCUCUCUGUGGCGUUCCAAGUGAACCAGAGUCUGUAAACAGAAGUCACAGUUAUUUUGGAGUUUGGUCACCUGACAAGCUGCCAGCUCAGAGAUGAAUUUGCUGGUAGGGAGUCAAAACAAAUCCUGUAACUUCAGCUCGGUGGUGUGUUCAGGUCCCUGUUCUUCAUGCCAGCUGAGAGAAAAAAAGCUGAAUAUGAGCAUCAGUCCAGACUGCGGUUUGCUCUCACUUCAUCUUCUUCUGUCGGGCUUUUCCAACCAUUAGCUUGCGUACCCAUAAACCCUUGUGUUUUGGGUUUGUUUCCGUCUAUUUUGGUUUUGGAUUACAUCUCCCCCUCUCGGUCCCACUCGUGAUGAAAAUGUGCUACACUCAGCUCGCAAAAACAGGACAGAAGUAACAAUCUCAGCGUCAGUGAAUCAUCGGACAACAAACGGCAUCGCUCUCACCCGGCCGAACAAACUGAACCAAAGUAGUAAAACAUUUCACACUCUUCAUUAAACCCCUCCACUCGACACCGGCUGAGAACCGGCCCCUAAAAAUGUCACAUUCUCUGCUUUUUCUUCUCCUUUCUUUUUUUUUUUUAACUUGUGAAUCUGUUCAGUUCCUUUUUUAACUGGCUGCUGUCUAUCUGUUAAAUAUUCUUGGCAACAUAAAUGGAGAUAGAGAUGGGUUUUUGUGUGUGUGUGUGUGAAGAGUCACCAUGGUUACAUAAAUCUUCUUAAUGGCAUAUCUGAUUGUUGGAGGAAAUGAGAUCCUACAUGUGACCUUGUGUUAGUGUGAAGUAAAUGCUUCUUUGUGAGCGAUGUUGUGUGCGAAGCACCUAAUAAAAAAGAUAUAUGUCUAA